AUGGAAGCCAUCAAAGAGACCUUCGCUCAAUGCAAAAAGGAAAAUCGAACUGCACUGGUGGGGUAUUUCACCGCUGGUUAUCCCACCGCAGGAGAGACCCCAGAUAUUAUGCUGGGUCUUCAAGCUGGUGGCGUUGACAUCAUCGAACUUGGACUUCCCUUUACCGACCCCAUUGCCGACGGACCGACGAUCCAAAAAUCAAACACUGUCGCUCUCGCCAAUGGCAUCACCGUAUCCUCUUCCCUCCAAUUCGUACGAGAUGCUCGGAAACGAGGUCUACGAGUUCCUGUCCUCUUCAUGGGCUACUACAACCCUCUCCUCCGCUACGGUGAAGAUCGUAUGUUGAAGGACUGCAGAGAGGCUGGAGUUAAUGGAUUCAUUAUGGUGGAUUUGCCUCCUGAAGAGGCAGUCCGAUUCAGAAAUAAUUGCACGACAGCCGGUCUGUCAUAUGUACCUCUGAUUGCGCCCGCAACGUCAGAAAAACGAAUGAAGCUCCUCUGCAAGAUCGCCGACUCUUUCAUCUACGUCGUGUCGAGAAUGGGCGUCACGGGAGCUACAGGCACAUUAAACACACAGUUGCCCGAACUGCUUGAAAGAGUGCAUCAAUAUUCCGGCGGCGUUCCUACUGCCGUUGGAUUCGGUGUGAGCACGAGAGAACAUUUCUUGAGUGUAUCGCAGAUCGCAGAAGGAGUGGUCAUUGGGAGCCAAAUCGUGACGACGUUGGGUCAUGCCAAGGAAGGUGAACGGGCAAAAGCUGUUCAAGAAUAUUGCGCGCAAAUCACGGGGAGAAAGGCUGGCGAUUUCAACGACACGAAUGGCAUGGCGAAAGCAGGGGGAACGGCCGAGACAAUGACCGCUGCGAAGGAACCCAACUCUGCGGCCAAUGGCUCUCGGGUGAAAGUGGACAAAGUCAUAACUGAUGCCGAUGUCCCUUCAGAACCUGGUCUUGCGGACCAACUUGAUGCUCUCAACUCGUCCACGAAUGGCACAGCCCCCAAUCCCGACGCCAUUCCUGCUCGAUUUGGUCAAUUUGGGGGCCAAUACGUCCCGGAGUCACUGAUGGACUGCCUGGCAGAACUCGAAGAAGGCUUCACAAAAGCCAAAAACGAUCCCGAAUUCUGGAAAGAAUACAGAUCCUACUACCCGUAUAUGGGCCGACCUUCGUCACUCCAUUUGGCUGGCCGCUUGACAGAACGAGUCGGCGGUGCUCAGAUCUACUUAAAACGAGAAGACUUGAACCACACGGGGAGUCAUAAGAUCAACAAUGCUCUAGGCCAGAUUCUCGUCGCGCAACGACUCGGCAAGACCCGGAUCAUCGCCGAGACCGGUGCGGGUCAACAUGGAGUGGCGACAGCGACCGUCUGCGCCAAAUUCGGCAUGGAGUGCGUGGUGUACAUGGGCGCCGAAGAUGUUCGUCGACAAGCUCUCAAUGUGUUCCGCAUGAAACUCCUGGGUGCGAAAGUGGUGUCCGUAGAGGCCGGAUCCCGCACACUGCGAGACGCAGUCAAUGAAGCUUUACGAGCCUGGGUGGUCGACCUCGACACGACCCACUACAUCAUUGGCUCAGCCAUUGGGCCUCAUCCAUUCCCCACCAUCGUCCGUACCUUCCAGAGCGUCAUUGGGCAGGAAACGAAGGAGCAGAUGAUAGAGCUCACCGGUAAAUUGCCGGAUACUGUGAUGGCCUGUGUCGGGGGCGGCUCCAAUGCCGUGGGCAUGUUUUUCCCUUUCAGCUCGGACCCGUCCGUGAAGUUGAUCGGCGUGGAAGCGGGUGGAGAAGGUGUCAAUACCGAAAAGCACUCGGCCACACUGUCGGGCGGAUCCAUUGGGGUCUUGCACGGCGUGAGGACGUAUGUCCUGCAAAACGAGCACGGUCAAAUCAGCGACACGCAUUCCAUCUCCGCCGGGCUCGACUAUCCUGGCGUUGGGCCGGAAUUGUCAAAUUGGAAAGACAACCAGCGGGCAAUAUUCAUGAAUGCAACGGAUGCUGAGGCGCUGAUUGGAUUCCGCGCCCUGAGUGAGACCGAGGGUAUCAUCCCUGCACUCGAGUCCAGCCAUGCUAUCUUUGGGGCAAUGGAGGUGGCCAAGAGGAUGAAGAAGAAUGAGACUCUGGUCAUUUGUCUCAGUGGGCGUGGUGAUAAGGAUGUCCAGAGCGUUGCAGAUGAGUUGCCCCGGUUGGGACCACAGAUUGGCUGGGACCUGAGGUUUUAA
This is a messenger RNA of Rhinocladiella mackenziei CBS 650.93, 2208 nucleotides long. Its product is annotated as tryptophan synthase. The transcript is spliced from 2 exons. The record is from RefSeq and is a predicted model, not a curated record. Lineage: Eukaryota; Fungi; Ascomycota; Eurotiomycetes; Chaetothyriales; Herpotrichiellaceae. Gene Ontology annotation, cellular component: cytoplasm. The coding region runs from base 1 to 2208 and encodes 735 amino acids. Gene Ontology annotation, biological process: L-tryptophan biosynthetic process. Gene Ontology annotation, molecular function: tryptophan synthase activity.